AUUUAUAUGGUUUCACUCGAGUGAUUCCUUGCACAACACUGACGCAAUUUCUUCAUUUUCAGUCGGUACCGGGAGUUUUCGUAUGCAAAUUUAGUACAGUGUUUCAGCCCUAGAUCUUGAAAGCUUGGCUGUGACAUCACUGAUAUGGAGCGAAAAAGUCAUGGAAAUGGACCUGGACCUUCCAGGUCCAAGCCAUCAACAAGAAAAAUGAAUAUUUGGCAACAAGUUGAUAGGAUUGGUGAAAUGAAUGCACCCGAUGUUCAUCAUGUUAAUCAGCAACAUGAAUUGGAUAUUGAAGGUGUAACUGUGUACGACCAACAAGCCUUGGAGCAAGGUAUGAUAAAUCAAAUGGAUGCUGCAUUUAAUGAAAGAAAGAAAGUAUUAGAAGUAAAAAGAGCAAACAGGGAGAUCAAACUGGUGCAGGCAGAUAUUAGAGAAGUUAAAUUCAGCAUUGCUCAAGCGGAAAGAACUCUGGGAAUUGUGACAUCACAAGCUCAUGAUAAAGAAACAAAGAAAAGAUUGGAUUCUAUUAAAUGUCAAAAGUCAAACAAGGAAAAACAGCUGAAAACAUUACAGGCAAAGCUGAAACGGCUACAGAAGACAGCAGGUCUUAUAAGCGAAGAUGAGACGGAAUCGAGCACCCAAGAUCAAGAAAUUGAGAAAGCUACUUCUUCUGCAGUUAGUUGGACGUUAACAGGUCAAAAUGACGAAGAAAGAGAUCGAUUAAUAAAAUUAGGAUACAUGACUCCAUUUGGCUCAGUUGCCGAAGUAUCACAAAAAAUCGAAGAAAAGCCUCCGAAGAAAAAAUUUUUUUUGGACGAAGGAUUUAAUAAUUUUUUAAGCGCACAAAUAAAACCAAAAAAGAAGUCGGAUAAAGAUAAAAUGCCAAAAAAAAGAGUGAAAACGAAUACAGAAUUAAAUAAAAAUUUUAAAAUACCCAAAAAGGGAAAAGGAACAGGAUUGAAGUCUUGGCUUGAAGAUGAAUCGACUGAUAUUGUUGACGAAGCAGCAGGCAAUGAAGGAACAUUGAGUCCAAAGAAUGGUUCUGAAGCUGUUGAACUUGAAUCAACAUCAAAAGAAGCGUCACCAGAAGGAAGUGAUGAAGAUUAUAUUCCAGAUCAAGAUGAAACAUCCAGGAUAGAACAGGAGGAAGAAAUAAAUGAAAGAAUGAUGGAAAGAGAUAUAGAUCAUGAAAGGAAGCCGAUAAAACAACCAAAAUAUGAUCCAGAUACCGGACUUCCUAUCUAUGAAUAUGAAGAUGAAUUUGAAAAAAAAAGUUCAAAAUUGAAGUUAAAAAAAGGUUACACAAGAAUCAAAGAUGAUGGAAAGAUAGAAAAUUACAAAAAUAGGAUGGAAAUUUAUCGACGGAAAAUUGCUGAAGAAAAAUCUCUCGGAAUUGAAAUACCGGAGGAUAAAGAUUUAGGAAAUGGAUUCAAAGUUCCAGGACGGAUUUGGAGUAAAUUAUACAAGUAUCAAAAAACAGGAGUACGCUGGAUGUUUGAGCUUCAUUCACAAAAAGUUGGCGGAAUCUUAGGAGAUGAAAUGGGGCUCGGAAAAACAGUUCAAAUUAUAUCUUUUCUUGCUGGGUUGCAACUUUCAGGUCUCAGGAGUAGAAGUGUGCCUGGACAUGCGUAUGAAGGACUCGGCCCUGUUUUGAUUGUUACCCCGACAACUGUCAUGCAUCAGUGGGUUCGUGAGUUUCAAACUUGGUGGCCACCGGCUCGUGUCGCGAUUCUUCACGAUUCAGGAACUUUCGAUAGCUCAAGGGCUCAACUAAUUGACAAUAUUUCUCAAACUAAAGGAAUUUUGAUCACAUCAUUCGAAAGAGCUCGAAUUAACAUCGAAAUGCUGUUGGAAUAUGGAUGGCAUUAUGUGAUACUUGAUGAAGGCCAUAAAAUAAGAAACCCUGAGGCUGCUGUGACAACUGCACUCAAAUUGUUUCGAACUCCACAUCGUCUUAUUCUGUCUGGAUCUCCAGUUCAAAACAAUUUGAGAGAAUUAUGGUCGUUGUUUGAUUUUAUAUUUCCUGGAAAACUUGGAACACUGCCUGUAUUUAUGGAACAAUUCUCCAUUCCUAUCACACAAGGUGGAUAUUCAAAUGCAACUGAAAUACAAGUUCAUACUGCAUACAAGUGUGCUUGCAAAUUACGAGAUACAAUUUCACCGUAUUUGUUACGUCGAAUGAAACGUGAUGUGCAAGUUGCUAUUGAUUUGCCGUCAAAGAACGAACAAGUGUUGUUCUGUAGAUUGAGUGAACAUCAGAUCGAAGUUUAUAAAAAAUAUUUAGACUCCGAUGCCGUGCAUUCUAUACUGACAAGAGAAAUGAAGGUAUUCGCAGGGUUGAUUCAACUUCGUAAAAUUUGCAAUCACCCAGACUUAUAUACAGGAGGUCCUAAGAUCAUGGUUGGUGAAGCCACACCAAAUCCUGAAGAUGAACGUAGCUUCGGAUUUUAUAAAAGAUCUGGGAAAAUGUUGGUCAUAGCUUCGUUACUUAAAAUAUGGAAGAAGCAGGGACAUAAAGUAUUGUUGUUCACUCAAAGUAAAGCAAUGCUGGAUGUCCUAGAAAUAUUUGUUUCAUCGAAGGGAUACAGAUAUUUUACAAUGCAUGGUGGAACACCUGUAUCAUCCAGACAACCACUUGUAAGCAGGUUCAACAAAGACCCUUCACUAUUUGUAUUUCUGCUCACAACCAGAGUGGGUGGGUUGGGGGUCAAUCUCACUGGGGCAAAUAGGGUCGUGAUCUUUGACCCUGACUGGAACCCCAGCACAGAUGCUCAAGCACAAGAACGAGCAUGGCGCAUCGGACAAAAACGUGAUGUAACGAUUUAUCGACUUUUAACAUCGGGAACAAUAGAAGAAAAAAUAUAUCAUAGGCAAAUUUUCAAACAAUUUCUGUCGAAUCGUAUUUUGAAAGAUCCAUUACAAAGAAGAUUUUUUAAAUCAAAUGAUCUGCAUGAAUUAUUUCUUUUAAAAGAUUACGGAGACGAGGAGAAAAGUGAUAAGAAAAAAGAUGGCGAAACUGCAAAUUGCAAGACAGAAACUGCUGCUAUUUUUGCUGGAACUGGUUCAGAAGUUCUUCCAAAGAAGAAAAAGAUGUUGCAAAAACAAGAAAAUAACCAAUUAAUGAUCAUGGUGAAUUCGAAAACAAAAUAUGCUAUUACAUCAGGAAAAAGCAAACCAGAAUCAAAAUUAGCGGAUCAAACGAAACUCGACAAAGAACCGAAACAAGACAUGAUUUCUAUACUACCUCAAAAACCUGCCAUUACCUCUGAUUAUUCAAAUGCAAAAUCGACUAAUUUUGGAAUUUAUUCCGAAGAAACAGGUAAAAUCACAACUUUGCCUCUUGAAGAAGAUAUAAAAACAGAUGAUUUAAAAGAUGCAAUGAAAGAUGGAGAAAUUUCUGAAAAUAGAAAUGGAAAAACAACUCCUAGUUUCAAAGAAUCGUUGAUGAAAGCAAAAUUAAAGUUUGAAGAAAAGAAAAGGGCUGAGGAACUUGAUAUUAUGACAAAAGAAAAUAAAAAGUCAAGAAAAAAUAAAAGGAAGAGAAAGAAAGCAGAAGUGGACGGGGAAAUAGUGAACAAUGUUACAGCAGUAGAACAAUUCAAAUCAAAUAAUGAUUCUGCCGAAGUUAUUGAAGAAAAAAGUAAAAAAGCAACAGAUGAUUAUGUUCUCCGAAGAUUGUUUAAGAGGGCAGGUGUACACAGUGCAUUACAACACAAUACAAUAAUGGAUAGUGCUCAUCCAGAUUUCGCUUUGAUUGAAGUGGAAGCUGAAAGAGUGGCAAAAGAAUCUGUGAGAAAUCUUCGUUUAUCAAGAAGGCAAUAUCAGUUUCCUACUGGAAGACAAUCACCUAAUACCACAAAGUUGAGAUUUGGUAAGAAGCCAUCUUCAACGACUAAAAGAAAGAUGGAAAAAGAUGACAGUUCUGUUGUCAAACUCGAGAAAGAAAAAAAUAAAAUAUUCAAAGCUUCUCACAUCAAACCUGAGUCAAAAGAUGAUAAAUCAGAUUCCGAAAGUGAAUCAGGUUCAAGCAAAAGUAAUUCUCCUGCUCCUUUAUCUGCUUCUCAACUAUUACUAUCGAUGAGAAGACGAAAUCAUGAUGAAAUUCACAAACAAGAAGCAUUUGAUACUGCUCAACAAAAUGAGGAGAACGAGAUGUUUGGAUUCACUAUUUCUCAAACAUCCGGAGGUUUGGAUGGCUGUACUCAGAAUCCAACAGAGCAUGAUGAAAUUCUGGACGAUUUAAGAAAUGUUAUUGCAUUCCAGUGUGAGGUUGAUGGUCAAGCAAGAACAUCAGAAAUAAUGUCAUAUUUUGGUGAUAGAGUAGAUCCAGAACAUGCUGCUGUUUUCAAAUCAAUAUUGAAAGAACUUUGCACUUCAGAAGAUUCCAGAGACACAAAUGAAAAAAUAUGGACGCUGAAACCUGAAUUUAGAUAAUGUGUUCCAUUCCACUAGCUAAUCUUCUGCUGUUGAGAUUAUAAUUCAGUACAAUUAAUAUGCAAAAAAAUUGUUUGUUUUCAAUCAUGUUGGAUAAAUAUAUAUCACAGUAGAUGUUGCUCCUUGGGUAACCCUUUGAUUGGAGCAAAGACAUAAGGUGCCUCAUAAUUGUUUUUUUUCAGAUUUUCAGAGGUCUACCAUAAAUAUUUUUUGACUCAGUUUCGGUAGGCAUAUAUAUAUAUAUAUAUGAUUAGAACUUCCACUGGUAAUCAUUCACAGCCAACAUGCCUCGAAUGAGAUCUGGGCCAGGGUUAUGACAUGUUUAAAAACCACUGCUGCAAAUGAAUUAAUAUUCUUUCUGUGUAGCUAUGUAUUGACUGGCCAUAACUUUGCUGAUAGUUUUCUAGGAUUUACGAAAUCUAUUUUAUUAUAAAUACUUUUUCUUAGUUUAUUCAAAUUGUGUGAAAUUGACGAUUGUACUAUCAACCUAACCCCAGACUCUUUUACUUAUGAGUGAGCAUGAUAGCAAAUUUGUUUCGCUGGCCAUAAAAAAACAAAUAAAUCCUUCCUGAAACUAUAUCUGUGGGCAUAGUAAUACAUAAACCUUGCCAAAUUAGGAUGUGAAAACAAAUGUUUUGUUUAAUAAGACCUCAACCUAAUCUACCAUCAUACCAAAUGUGCCAUUUUAUGAACUAGCAACAUCAAAUCAUGUAAACGAUCAAGACCUCGCUUCUGACUAUUUUUAAUUCUUUUUAUAUCUUCCAUUUGUUGAAUAAUUUCAGCACCUUCAAAUCAGCUGGGCUGAAGAGUAUGUUAUUUUUAUCCGUGUGGCAUCAAGAUUUUUCUGGAAUGUUAGUAGUCAUGAAAAAGACUGUCAUUGUAUGCUAAGUUCCUUUAUCAGUUUUAUAAUUUUCACUGCUGCUAUUUCUAAUCUGGCAAUCACUGUGAAAAGAAUUAAUUUCUAA
Messenger RNA from Styela clava, 5402 nucleotides. The record is from RefSeq and is a predicted model, not a curated record. Lineage: Eukaryota; Metazoa; Chordata; Ascidiacea; Stolidobranchia; Styelidae.